Pseudovirgaria hyperparasitica is the source of this 3993-nucleotide messenger RNA. Its product is annotated as heat shock transcription factor 2. Gene Ontology annotation, cellular component: eukaryotic translation initiation factor 2B complex. Gene Ontology annotation, biological process: biosynthetic process; regulation of DNA-templated transcription; phosphorelay signal transduction system. Gene Ontology annotation, molecular function: sequence-specific DNA binding; translation initiation factor binding; DNA-binding transcription factor activity. The transcript is spliced from 8 exons. NCBI's taxonomy places the organism in Eukaryota, Fungi, Ascomycota, Dothideomycetes, Acrospermales, Acrospermaceae. The record is from RefSeq and is a predicted model, not a curated record. The annotation marks the transcript as partial.
AGAAUGUUGGAGAACCAGACAGACGAGGCCGUUGUACGGUGGGGCAACGAAGGCGAUAGCUUCGUCGUACUCGAGAACGAAAAGUUUACAAAGCACAUCCUACCAAAGCACUUCAAGCACAGCAACUUUGCGAGUUUUGUACGCCAGCUCAACAAGUACGAUUUCCACAAAGUCCGUCAUAACAAUGAAGAAAAUGGCCAAUCUCCAUAUGGUGCUGGUGCGUGGGAGUUCAAGCAUCCCGACUUCAAGAUGAACAACAAGGAUGCCCUGGACAACAUCCGAAGGAAAGCUCCCGCCCCGCGAAAGCCGAAUGCAAAUCCCGAGGACAUGUUGAUACCCACGCAACAGAUGGAUCUGGUCAACACCCAGCUCGUCGCUACCCAGCAGCAACUGCAGCAGAUGCAGGGCCAGUACGAGGAGCUGCGCAUUCACCAUUCAAUGCUUCUGCAGGAGUUGAUCGGCUUGCAGAAGACGGUCGUGAACCACGAACAUGUCAUGCAGAAUGUCAUGGUCUUUUUGAACUCUGUAGAUGCUCAGAGGCGUCGCGACAGUCGAGUCGGCAACCCAUUUGCCCAGAGUGGCACCAUGCAGAACGGCGCCAUGGGACAACAGCCACAACCACAAGAUCCGCUCGAGGAGGAUAUGCCUGCUUCUCCGCUGCAGCAUGCCUCGAAACUGCUCAGUGAGACGAAUGCGGAUGCCAUGCUGAACCCACGCAAUCUAGAGCACAUGAAUGAAAUCUCCAUGAGGAUGAACGGCACUCUCACGACCCCACCGCCAGACUACCUCCGUAACGGUCGACCAUCCAGCAGGGGUGGUCCGCCAAAUUCGGCCAGCUCGACCAGCUCUACUCGUAACGACAUUGACCAUCUUGUAUAUCCUGUAGGCGCUUCCAACGGUAUCGACCCAAUGUUUGGCGAUCACAUCCACAACAUUCCAUACCCAAUGCCCGCAAAGGCCCCUGAACAAGCUGCUGCUCCUCAAGUUGCACAGGCCUCGGACAUGCGGAAGAAGAGCACGCAUAUUGACCCGGGCUGGGUCCGUCCCCCACAGAUCCUCCUGGUCGAGGACGAUCCGACGUGUCGCCGUAUUGGCGGCAAGUUCCUUCACGCCUUCCAAUGUAACAUCGACUGUGCGCUGGAUGGUCUCGAGGCAGUCAACAAGAUGAAUAGCGGACAGAAGUACGAUCUUAUUCUGAUGGAUAUCAUCAUGCCGAAUCUUGACGGUGUCUCGGCUUGUCACCUUAUUCGCCAGUUUGACCCGACUCCAAUUGUUGCGAUGACGUCGAAUAUCCGCAGCGAUGAUAUCUCAAUGUAUUUCCAGCACGGCAUGAAUGAUGUGCUGCCGAAACCCUUCACCAAGGAAGGCUUGCUUGGAAUCCUCGAGAAGCACCUCGCGCAUCUUAAAAAGUCGGCAAACAUGGAUCCCAUCGGCCACCCCAUCCAGGCUCUGGCACAUACGUCUGCCAGACAAUCGCUGAAAGAAGAAGAAUCGCCAUCCAAAUCGCCGGCGACUGUCAGCAAUUGGAAUUCGCCGAACCAGCUGACUGGUGUAUCGCCCGUGGGGAGCAGUGUCCAAGAGGACUACGCCAAUGUGCAGGGUCUUCCUGGGCCCUAUGGCGCGAUGUAUGGGAAUGCAUCACAGCUGCCCAUGGGUGGCCAACGGGGACCACCAAUGGGCCAACAGCAGCCCAAUCAGUCUCAUAGACGACAAAUUUCGGACAUAUCGGGUGGUCCAGAUAUGAAUGAUGCGAAGAGGCAGCAGAUAAUAACGCAGGACGAGGGCGCCGAGGAUCCGCUGCAGGCCCUGAUACUGGCCGACCCGUUCGAGACGAGAUUCAGUCCCUUCACUCUCGAGCGGCCGAGGUGCUUGCUGCCUCUCGCCAACACCCCGCUCAUCGAGUACACAUUUGAAUUCCUCGCGAAUGCCGGCGUCGAGGAAGUGUACGUGUAUUGUGGUGCGCACACGGAUCAGCUGGAGGAAUAUGUGAAGAAGUCGAAAUGGGUUUCCAGGACGUCGCCGUUCAGAAACGUCGAGAUCCUGCGGUCCGCGUCAAGCUCCAUAGGCGACGCCAUGCGCGACCUCGACAACCGCGCAAUCCUCAACGGCGACUUUCUCGUUGUUUACGGCGACGUCGUCAGCAAUCUCCCGCUCGAGACAGCACUGGCACAACACCGAGCGCGGCGCGCAAAGGACAGAAACGCCAUCAUGACGAUGGUGCUACGGGAGGCGGGCAACAAGCACAGGACAAAGGCACAAGGCACGUCGCCGAUAUUCGUCAUCGACCCACGGAAAGAGCGAUGUCUUCAUUUCGAGCAGAUGCCGAACCGGGAACAGAAGAGCGCCGUCUCCAUCGAUGAGUGGCUGCUGUCGGACCAUCAAGAGUUGGAGAUACGGCAGGAUCUGAUUGAUUGCGGGAUAGACAUCUGCACGCCGGACGUGCUGGCGCUCUGGAGCGACAAUUUCGACUUCCAGGCGCCGCGCAAGGGCUUCCUGCACAGUGUGCUAAAGGACUACGAGCUCAAUGGGAAGACGACACAUACGCACAUCGUGUCGAAGAAUUAUGCCGCCCGUGUGCGGAACCUGCACACGUACGACUCCAUCAGCAAGGACAUUGUCUCGCGAUGGGCCUAUCCCUUGUGCCCGGACACGAACCUGGUAGGCGGACAGUCGUACACGCUGCAGUGGGGCAACAUCUACCUGGAAAAGAACAUCAUCCUCGCGCGGUCCUGCAAGAUUGAUAAGAACACCGUCAUCGGACGUGGCUCGAGCAUAGCAGAGGGCUCGGUCAUCUCCAACAGCAUAAUAGGCCGAGACGUCCAGAUUGGCAAGAACGUGGUUAUUGACGGCGCGUAUAUCUGGAAUUCCGCCACCGUCUCCGACGGCUCUGUGGUCAAGAAGGCCAUCCUCGCGGACGAGGUGGUGAUUGGGAGGAAAUGUGUGGUUGAGCCUGGUGCGCUCAUCUCCUACGGUGUGCGCAUCGCAGACGGCGUCAAGGUGAAAGGCACAAGCCGACUCACCCGCGCCAAGCGUCGCCGGAAAGAAGGCGAGGACAUUGAAAAGGGCCACGCCGACGCUGCCGUCGUCGGCGAAGGCGGUGACGGCUUCGAAUUGAUCGACGAGGACGAAGACGAAGAAGAAGAAGUCGUGCCAGGCCUCAUCUCCCACGAGCGCGUAUACAACAUGUCCUCCCUCUCCCUAUCCACAGCCUCAAUCUCCACACUCAACUCCGACGACGACGACGAUGUGGACCUCGCCCUCGACCACGACCACGACCACAUCACCGGCCCGUCGCGCUCCCGCUCCGCCGGCUCCUCCUUCCUCUCCGUCGGCUCCCUCGACUCGCAGUCCUCCCAGCACGCCGCAAACUUCGACCACGACGCCACGUCCAGCAUCCUCGACUCGCUCGAGCGCGGCCACGAGUCCGCAAACAUCAACCUCGAGCUCACCGCCCUGCGCAUGACGACAAACGCCUCAGAGCACCAAGUCCGCCGCGCCGUCGCAACCGCCUUUGCAAAGCGCGUUGCGCAGCUCGUUUCCGGCCCUAACACCACCACAUCCACAUCCACAUCCACAACAAACACCACCACAACAACAACAACUCCCCCGUCCUCCGUCAAAGACGCAGUCGACGCCGUCUUCGGCACCCAGAAACAAGUCCUCGCCCGCACCAUGUUCGACCGCGGCCAGACGGACCGGCCCGACCAGGUAGACUUCCUCCUCCUGCUCCAGGCCGACCUCGUGCAUCGCGACCAGGGCGAGGCCAUUCUCGUCCGCGCGGCGACGAAGCUCGUCGAGAUGGAUGUUGUCGAGCCCGAGGGCGUGGAGCAGUGGUGGGAGGAUGCGCGCGCGGUGGCGAGUGAGGGGUUGGUGCGGGUGCGGGCGAAGACGGGGGCGCUGGUGGAGUUUUUGCGGGAGGAGAGUAGUGAGGGGGAGGAGAGUGGGAGUGAGGAUGAGGGGGAGGGGGAGGGGGGGAGUGAGGGGGAUGAGUGA